GUCAUGUGCGCGGCUGAGGCGGGGGGAGCCGACGGCGGGGAGAGCGUGAGGAGCUGUGCCCGAGCGGGGCCAGGGACGUGGGGGCUGGUCCUGAUCCCCGGGCGGCUGCGGGGAACCGGUCCUGGAUGACUCCGGAGCCAGUCCUGGAUGCCCGGGGACGGUCCUGCUGGAGGGAUCUGCGUUUGGGUGUCUCUGGCGAUGCAGUCGGGAGAGGGACGGAAAAGAAUCCUGCAUCCCUGGGGCAGGAUCUGCGCUGGGGAGCCGGGAAUUGGGUUGGACUCCUGACCCUGGGCUAUUGGGAUACAGGAUGCUUUGGGUAUCAUGGUGAAGCUGCCCCAGGCUUCUGGGGAUUGUGGAGUUGGCAGCCCCUCGUGUUUGGCUUCAGAAAGUGGGUGCUGGCACUGUCUAGCUGUCCCGGGGGUCAUAUCCUGCCUGCCUGGCUGGGGGCAGGGUCUCAGGAGAUGGCACUGACUUGUCCCUGUUCCCAGUGCUCUCGGUGUCCCACAGGUCCCUUUGCAGAGCAUCACCUCAGCCGAGCUUCUCUGCAGCGCUCAGGUUCGGUCUGCCCAGGCUCCUGAGCCAGGCUGGCCCCAGCAAAAGGGAAGAGAUCCCACAGUCGAUGCCUCCCGCCUGGGAGAGCUGGAUCCCCUGCGCUUGAUGGGGGGCCCAGGCCAUAAAUGCACCUUUACAUCUCGCCUGUGAGGUCAGACGAGUCCACAAGGAAAACAUGUGCUUCGAGCGAGAGGGGCCGCAUAAUGGCUCCAUUCAGCAGGGCCACAGGGCGCUGGUGCCCCCUCCUCAAAUUACAGCCAGAGUUUCCUAAGGAGGCAUUUCACGAGCCAGAGCGGCUGCAGCUCCCACCGGUGCUGUUCCUUGACAGGGAGACGUCUCUCCUCGGCAGCCCAUGACCUGCACAGCAUCUUGGGGUGGCAGAGGGAACUCGAGUAGUGUCCCCGCCCUGUUCUUGUACCCUGUUCCAUGUACCUGAGCUCUACCCCGUGCAGAAAGAGCCCCUCAUCCCCACUGGAUGAAGGUGGGGGAGGUGCUGCACCAGCACCACAGGGCUCCGUCUCGCUCGCUGUGCCACCCGCGGUGCUGUGGUGGGGUAUCAAGAGACACUGGCUGUUGAGUGGGACAGAUUGGUUGUAUCCAUCCUCCUGCAGGACUGGGGCCUGAAGGCAGCCCAGGGGCUGAGGAUAGUGGGGCAGGGACAGUCCCUAGGAAGCUCAGAUGAUGUUUGCAUCAUUUUCUAUCCCUCACCCUUCUGCAAACUCUUCUUCCCUCUCCACCCACUCACUUGGCACCCACCCUCAUCAUUGCUGUGCACAGUGGGUGUGGAGGACCCCUCAUAUGUUACCAUGCAAACCCACCCCAGUGGCCCCAAGGCCCUGGUGCUGCAGGCCCAGGGGCCAGGGGCAGUGGGACUGGAGGUGGCUUUGGGAGGAGGUCCCAGUGUCCUCCACCCAAGGCUGUUGGAGCUUGUCGGACCCUUGGCUCUGCAAAGCCCAUCCAGACAUCCUGUGAAGAUACCACCACAGGUUUCAGAAGGCUCAGGAUUGUGCAACUUUUUGGGACCUGGCUCCCAAGUAGAAAUUCAAGGAAUAAUUUAGGGCAGAUUAAAAGGGCAUAUUUGAGUCUCUUGGGGGUUUUGUGUUCUAAAUUCAACUUGUCCUUAAAUUUGAAGUUCUUUUAUAACUGGUUUCCCAUUAGUAUGACCAAAGGUGCCAUGGUGACCGCCUGGGCACUGCUUUGUUCCUGUCCUGCUCUCUUGCUAACACUCUUUUCCAAUCUUUGGUCUUUAAUUUUCUUUCUCUGCCUUAAGGGUUUCUAUUUAUGUCCAUGAUCCUAUUCCUGCCUACUCUGGGGAUGUCUGUCUGUCUGUCUGCACCCUGAGGCUGGGGUCCAGGAGCUGCAGCUGGGGACUGCCAGUGCCUGAGACCCAGUGGUCCCAAGAGCACUUUGUACCAGCUGGGUGGCACCAAGUGGUGGGUGAUACAGAGAAAGAUUAGCACUGGGGUGAUGCUUUGAAGGAGCAGCAGAGCAGGGAUGGGGAGGGUGCCAAUGGUUUUCUGAGCACCAGGGAUAUGCUGGGUGUCCGCAGGGCUCCUCUGCAGCUCCAACCACUACGUUGACCUGGGUGGUCUCACAUGGGACCACAGGCAGCAGCUCCCAGCUGAGCCCCAUAGUCUUGUUCCUGCUUCCAGGGAUGUGAGCCUGCUCUUCAUUGUUCAGUGAAGGCUGUGCUGGUCUGACUGAGAAACCACCCCUCCUGCUUCAGAGUUGUUUCUAUAGCCAUUGGUAAAGUGAUUUUUGGGAGCAGUGUAUCAUACUCAUUCACAAGAAAAAUAUUCUACCUCUGUGAAAAGCCUGGGAUCGUUAGCUGAGAUCCUAGUGGUCCUCAGCAUGAGCAGGACAUUGGUAUGGGCCAGGGGCAAGGCUGGCAUGGAGGACUCAUCCUGUAGGUUACAGCUCCAGCUCUGCCCAUAUCCCACUCCUUUUCCUCCAUAUCAGCGGAGGUCUCAAGCCCUGGCCACAGCUCAGAGGCAUCUUUUCAUUGUUUUUUUUUUUUUUCCCAGAAUUUGUAGUGCUUUGAAGGAAAUAAGGUAUUUGCACAGUGGAUGUCUGCAGUGUGGUUCAGGAGCGAGCUUUUAAACACAACUUCCAGUUAUCGUUUCCAGUGGUCAGGAGGCAAGCCCUUUGUCAAGAAGCUGAGACCAUGAAGUACCCUUUAGUUGCACACCCUGCUCCUCGGUUCUCGUGUGCUGCCUGGGAUGGAGGCAACAAGGAAGCGAGUGUUUAAUAGGGGUUUCUAUAAUAUCCAUCACCGUAGGUCUAACAACUCCCAGCCGUGUGUGAGGGGAACUUCACCUGCAAGGAGAACGAGGUAUGCGUCAGGCCCGGCGAGUGCCGCUGCCGCCAUGGCUACUUUGGUGCCAACUGCGACACCAAGUGUCCCCGACAGUUCUGGGGUCCCGACUGCAAGGAAAUGUGCACCUGCCAUCCCAACGGGCAGUGCGAGGACGUGACGGGCCAGUGCACCUGCAACCUCAACCGCUGGGGCCCCAAGUGCGAGAACAUCUGCCUCUGCAAGCAUGGCAAGUGUGACCAGAAGACAGGCAAAUGCACCUGCGAGCCCAACUGGUGGGGCCCGCAGUGCUCCAGCUCCUGCUAUUGCAGCCACAACUCCCAGUGUGACCAGCAGACAGGCAACUGCCUGUGCCAGCCUGGCUGGUGGGGCCGUGGCUGCAACAACCAGUGCUCCUGCAACAACUCGCCCUGCGAGCAGUUCACGGGGCGCUGCCAGUGCCGGGAGAGGACCUUCGGGCCUCGCUGCGACCGCUACUGCCAGUGCUACAAGGGCAAGUGCAACCAGGUGGACGGGACCUGCACCUGCGAGCCGGGCUACCGGGGCAAGUACUGCCGCGAGCCGUGCCCAGCCGGCUUCUACGGCCAAGGCUGCAGGAGGCGGUGUGGGCAGUGCAAGAGCCUGCAGCCGUGCACUGUGGCUGAUGGGCGCUGCCUGACGUGUGAGGCGGGCUGGAACGGCACCAAGUGCGACCAACCCUGCUCACCUGGCUUCUACGGAGAGGGCUGCGAGAAGCUCUGUCCCCCCUGUAAGGAUGGCCACACCUGCAAUCACAUCAAUGGCAAAUGCUCCCACUGCAACCCAGGCUGGAUCGGAGACCGGUGUGAAACCAAGUGCCGGAACGGGACAUACGGGGAGAACUGCGCCUUCGUCUGCAGCGAUUGCGUCAAUGGCCAGUGCCACUUUGAGACUGGGCAGUGCCUCUGCCACCCUGGCUCCCAUGGCACGUACUGUAACCUGACAUGCCCUCCUGGACGCUACGGAGCCAACUGUGCUGAUGUCUGCAGCUGCCACGACGGUGCCUGUGACCCCCUGACAGGCGCCUGCCACAUGGAGGCCAACCAGAGGAUGGGAGUGAUCGGGGCAGGGGCCCUCCUGGCACUGCUGCUCAUCCUCCUGCUCUCCCUGCUCUGCUGCUGCUGUGUCUACCGCAAGGACGAAGCCAGCGGCUCCAGCCAGGACCCAACAGCAGCCAAGAAGCCUCCAAGACGUUUGUGUGGGCGGUUCAGUCGGAUCGGGAUGAAGCUCCCACGCAUCCCCCUACGCCGCCAGAAGCUGCCCAAGGUCAUGGUGGCCCACCAUGACCUGGAAAACACCCUGAACUGCAGCUUCAUCGAGCCACCCUCUGUGGUGGAGCAGCCUUCCCCAUCCUGGUCAUCCCGUGGCUCCUUCUCCUCCUUUGACACCACAGACGAGGGGCCCGUGUACUGUGUCCCCCAUGAAGAGAGCAUGGGUGACAACAGGGACAGAGGGACACCUGCCAGCCCCGGGGACAAGCUGGUGGCCCCGAUCAGCGGGGAGGAAGCGGGCGAAUACACAUUCCUGAAGGAGACGGGCUCUGUCAGAGCCUUCCCGACCGACAGCAGUGAGACCCCCCUGCUCAAGUCCUCGGACAGCGAACGCUCCUCCUGCGGUUCGGGGUCGGCCGGCGCCGCGCUCUACGCCAGGGUCGCCCGUCUCUCCAAGCAGUCCAAGGAGGAGGAGGAUGCCACUGCGGAGCCCCGCAGCCCCGAGAAACCGCCAUCCCCGGAAAGGACCAAGCCCCGUCCUCCAGACCCGGCCACGAAGCCCAAAGUCUCUUGGAUCCACGGCAGGUACAACUCUGGCCAGACCAAUUCCCUGCCGGCUCCCAGCCAGUCCCCAGAGCAAGUGGCCGCCCGGUCCGGCAGCCCCGAGCAAGACCAGAGCUUGGCCAGGAGGAAGAGGAGCCCGAGCGAGACGUCGGCCAAUGUGCAGGGCAGAGCGGAGGAGAAGGGCGGCGCCCGGGGCAAGGAGAAAGCGCAGAAGCAGCCGAAGGAACCCGGCAUCCCCGAGGGCAAAUCCAGCCUCUGCGGGGAGCCCCAGUCACCCUCCAAGCCCAAGCAGAGGAGCAAAGCCGGUUCGGAGCCGAUGGAGACCAUCAACGGGGCGGUGCAGAACGCCUUCCGAAAGAUGGGCGCCUUCCAGCCGGAGAGGCGGGCCGGGGACACCAGGGAUGCUCCUUGUAGCCCCGGCACCAGCAAACCCCGCUCCGAGCCGCUGCAUCCUCAGCUGGCCUCCGAGCUGGCCGCCCAACUGAAGGAAAAGACUCAGAGCCUCAACAAGGGGGACGGAGGCAUCCGGGCGAACGGGGUCGGUGCCCAGCGGGAGAAGCCCACCCCUCCACAGAAAGCCAAGCGCUCGGCGGCCGCCGGCGGCCAGAAGACCAGCAAACCCUUGCUGCCCACCUCUCCCCAUCUGCAAAAACUGAUCCCUGCGGCGGCCGAGACGGCAGCCGGGGAGCCCAAGUGGGUGGAGAAGCCAGGUGCCGGCAGCGGCCAGGAUCAGGCUCUCCCUACUGACCAGACAGCCAAGAAAACCCCCAUUAAGAAACCUCCCAGGAAGAAGAGCCGGGAAGCGAGCCUGGAGCCGCCCAGGGCAGCUGCUGUGCCUGCCCAGGCAGUGCAGUGACCAGGAACCGGUCAUCGGCCCCGCACCGGCCGCACACCGGGAAGGACUUUUGCCAGCACAGCCAGCGAACGUGGGAGCCUGAAGUGGGCUGGGGGCACUGGAAGAGCCUUGAUCCUCCCUUUAUCCCCCUCCACCUCACUCAUGGCCCUUUAUGCCUUAGUCUUCCCUGCCCUAGGACCCGGUCCCUUCAGCUGUGCCCUGCUCCUGCUCUCUGCCCGGGUCUCAGCUCUCCCUCCCUCUCCGCGCAGGGCGGGACCGCAAGGAGCGGGCCCGGCCGCCACCCUGAGGGGCUCCGUGUGUGGCGUAUCCCCCCCACCCACUUUUUUUGUAGCAGUAUUAUCGACCACAUAAGCAGCGCUUGUACUAGACAUGCCCACGGUAUAUUCUGCAGUAACCGAGCCGCUCGCUUCCCACGCUCCGCUCCGGUCUGUCGGAGUCGCGGAGCACGGGAGAGGGAGAGAGCUGCUGCUCAGUGUCCAGGGCAGUGCCAGAGAUGUGCCCCACAUCUAUCGCUGGCAGCAGCUCCCCUGCCCCGGCGCCCUCCAGGCACAGCUCUCCACUGCCGGUGGAUGCCGGAGUGGGGUCGAGCUGGUUUCGACCGAUGCCACCCUCCCUCCCCUCCGCCGCGGCGCUGCUCCUGGCCAGGAGGAAGCACUAUUUACGGAUGGAGCUGGACGCCCUUCGGGCUUCUGCAUCCCAUCCAGUGGAGCUGGAGGGAUUACUUUGGUAUGAGAGAGCCUGGCACCUCUGCAGAGCGCUUUCCUAAUAAAAAUGUAUUUCUUCCAUA
Catharus ustulatus (Swainson's thrush) is the source of this 6302-nucleotide messenger RNA. It is a transcript of the gene SCARF2, whose product is annotated as scavenger receptor class F member 2. Lineage: Eukaryota; Metazoa; Chordata; Aves; Passeriformes; Turdidae. The record is from RefSeq and is a predicted model, not a curated record. Gene Ontology annotation, molecular function: scavenger receptor activity. The transcript is spliced from 12 exons. The coding region runs from base 2987 to 5515 and encodes 842 amino acids.